Molecule: messenger RNA, 7434 nt
Organism: Columba livia (rock pigeon)
Lineage: Eukaryota; Metazoa; Chordata; Aves; Columbiformes; Columbidae
Gene: RASEF
Product: RAS and EF-hand domain containing
Exons: 17
Coding region: 219-2372 (717 amino acids)
Biological process (GO): vesicle-mediated transport
Cellular component (GO): perinuclear region of cytoplasm; cytosol
Molecular function (GO): GTPase activity; GTP binding; GDP binding
Source: RefSeq, a predicted model, not a curated record
CGGGCCGCCCCGGCACUGCCGGGCUUCGGCCACGGACGAAAGCUGCUACCUGCGGCCCGCCCCCCGCCUCCCGGCCGCGCCCGGCCCCGCGGGGCGCCGGGGCGGAGCGGGGCCGGACCGCCCCGCCGAGCCGACGGCAAAGUAGUGCCGUCAGGUCGGACCGCUGCCGCUCGCCCCGUCCCGUCGCGUCCCGGCCGCGGGCAGAGGAUCCCCGGCCCAUGGAUCCCGAGGCGGCGGAGGACGAACUGUCCCGCCUGCGCGCUCUCUUCCUGGCCUGCGACGCCAGCGGCUCGGGCCGCAUCGAGCGGGAGGACUUCGCGGCGCUCUGCGCCGAGCUGCGGGUGCAGCCGGCCGAGGCCGAGGCCAUCUUCCAGCGCCUCGACAGCGACCGCGACGGGGCCAUCACCUUCCCGGAGUUCGCCCGCGGCUUCCGCGGCGCCACCCGGCGGCGGCCCAGCAGCGGCCAGCCGGAGGGAGUGGAGGAGGCAGCGUCAACCUGGACCGCCGCGGGGAUGGAGCAGCCCUGGAGGGACUUCGAGGUGCGGCUAGGGGACGAGGCGAGGUACAUUCCCAGACAAGAACAGGUCAGUGUUCUGUAUCAGAACAUACAUAUAGCGGAACCCAGAUUAAUCCAGCCAUAUGAACAUGUCAUUAAGAACUUCAUCCGAGAGAUCAAACUUCAAAGCACAGAGAUGGAAACUUUGGCCAUCGCAGUAAAAAGAGCUCAGGAUAAAGCGGCAGUUCAGCUCAGUGAGCUGGAGGAAGAGAUGGAACAACGAAUACAGGCUGCAGAGCAUAAAGUUAAAAAGGAAGAGAAGCAAAAAGCUGAAGAAGCUCUAAAUGAGCUGAAGCGCCAGUAUGAUACUGAAGUUGGGGAUCUUCAGGUGACAAUAAAAAAACUUAAAAAGCUGGAGGAACAAUCUAAAAAUGUAAAUCACAGGGAAGAUGUGAUUGAAUUGAAAAAGAGAAUUCAUGAUAUGUUGCUGGAAAAUCAGAAACUUAAGAAAGACCUUUUAGAAGCACAGACAAAUAUAGCUUUUCUGCAGAGUGAAUUAGAUAGCUUGAAAAGCGAGUAUGCAGAUCAGACUUUGAACACUGAGAGAGACCUAGAAAUGAUCCGAGAGUAUACUGAAGACAGAGAUAAUCUGGAAAGACAAAUUGAAAUACUUCAAUCAGCUAAUAGAAAGCUACAUGACAGCAAUGAUGGUUUAAGGAGUGCACUUGAAAACAGUUUCAGCAAGUACAACAGAUCAUUGCGGUUAGCAAACACAUCGCCAGGAAGUACCAUUUCUAGAAGCAGUCCUAAAUUUAAUGGUGGACAGUCUCCUCUAAACCCACGGUAUGACAGAUCAUCUCAUUCUUCUUGUGUGGAUGAAGAUUAUGAUUCUUUAGCCCUUUGUGAUCCUAUGCAAAGGAUAAACUGUGAAGUUGACAGCUUACCUGAGAGCUGCUUUGACAGUGGCUUGUCUACCCUGAGAGAUUCAAAUGAGUAUGAUUCAGAAGUGGAAUACAGGCAUCAAAGGAUUUUUCAAAGGUCACAGUGUAUGCAAGAAAGCUUUGGUGGUGAUGCUUCUGAUACAGAUGUUCCAGAGAUCAGGGAUGAAGAAGCAUACAGUCCUGAUAACAGCAGUACAAUAUCAGAAUGGAAGCCCUCACAACCAGCAAGUCGAAGCAGCUCAAUUGCUUCAACAAGGAAAUAUAUAUCUGCUCUCGCGCCUCAGUCAGAUUCAACCGAAUUUACUCCAAAAUACCCCAGUUCAGAGAAGGCUUACAAAAUCGUUCUUGCUGGAGAUGCAGCAGUGGGAAAAUCCAGUUUCCUUACCAGACUUUGCAAGAAUGAAUUUCGAGGCAAUACCAGUGCAACCCUGGGUGUGGAUUUUCAAAUGAAACGCCUGAUCGUUGAUGGAGAACCUACAGUACUACAACUGUGGGACACAGCUGGGCAGGAGAGAUUCCGCAGUAUUGCUAAAUCGUACUUCAGAAGAGCAGAUGGUGUCUUACUGCUGUAUGACGUAACUUGUGAAAAAAGCUUUCUUAAUGUGCGAGAAUGGGUGGAUAUGAUUGAGGAUGCAACUCAUGAGAAUAUUCCAAUUAUGAUGGUGGGAAACAAAGCAGAUCUUCGCCAAGCUGUUACAGAACAAGGACAAAAAUGUGUGUCUGUAAACUAUGGAGAAAAGCUGGCUAUGACUUAUAAUGCGCUAUUCUGUGAAACAAGUGCUAAAGAUGGAUCUAAUAUUGUAGAAGCAGUUCUUCAUCUUGCUCGUGAAGUGCGAAAACGAAGUGAUAAUCAAGAUGAUACAAGGUCAGUAGCCAGCUUGGCUGGGACACCUGUCAAAAAAUCAGCACUCAUGAAAAACUGUUGCAAUGUUUAAGUGACAGAUACUUUUCCUGACCUAAAUAACCUGUAUAUUUAAAGAAAAAAAUGAAGGAUUUCAAGAAUGUAUUCUUUAUACUAUGGAAUUAUACAUUUGUGUAUUUAGAAGUUGCAUAUCAUGUUAAAAAUCCAGACUCUGCUUUCUACUCAUUCAUAUUUAUGCGCUUGCUUUGCCCUAUAGGCUCUGUUUUCACUUUUCAUAAGUAAAAGAAGUCAAUGGAGUGAGCUCAGAAUCAAUGUUACUGUAGUCACUGCAUACGAUAUUGUAAUAUAUUUGAUUUACUUUACCUGCUUGAUUAUGAACUCAAUAUUUCUUGCAUACAGAACAUGAUACUAUCAUUAUCACUCAGAAGAAAAGACAAAAUUACAGCCUCAAUUUAUUUAAUCUCUUUUUGCUCAUGUCUACUUAUCUAGUUUUUUGUACGCCUUAAAUUAUAUGUUGAUGAAACAUUUAUCCAGAAACCCCCAAACCAUUAAAAGGUUGACUAGAUCCAGGUAAAUCCUAAGUUCAGGGCAUGAAGCAAAUGGUCUCUGUGGGAAGAAGCUAGUGGUAGGUGCAUGGGGUUCUGGUGUAGUUUUUCAGAAGUUUGUGAGUUAGAAUUUAUUUAAUUUUGGGGGUUGGGGUUCGAUUCAAAACUGACAAGUAGACUUCACAUCUGAUCCUACACAGCUCAGAAGUGAAAGGAACAUUUGUAUGGACCAUUUCCAUUCAAAAUUCCAGAGAGACUAUAAUACCUGUGAUAUGUAGAAUUACUGAGUUGAAUUAAUGAUACAAUACCUGCCUGUUCAGUUAUACUAGAGCAUUAUUAGUAUUACAGAGAGAUAUUGUUUGCAAUAUUUCCCUUGUUUUUUUUAAAUGUCUUCCAUUCAGAAACUAAUUGAGGGAUUGCAAUAGUACAGGGGAGUCCAGUUUCAUGGAAGUUCUUAAUGCAUUUUUUUAGUUUUAAACUUGCAGGUGUACCAAUUACUGCACAUGCACAAGCAUCUGUAUAAACUGUUUGUUAAAAGAAGUCCCUGAAAGGAACAGCAACCACUCACCUUAAUGAGGAUUCCUUUGCCUGAUUUUUUGAAAAUUCUGAGAAGCUCACCAAUGGGUGGUAGCUUUAGGUGUCAGCAUCUCUGAAAUCUGAGUAUUGCUUGUAAUCGUUCCCAACAGUCCUAUAGUGUAGUAAAAAUUGUAGGUAUUUCUACAGUUAACAAUCAUGAUCCAGUUCUUCUCAGCUUUCACUAAUUUGAUGGGAAUGGGAUAGGCCCUCUUCAGAGCCAGCAAACCCUUUCAGUCUUUUCUGUGUAUAUUAAUAAAAUAUCUCCAGGCUGAAACCUAGCUCAGUAAAUCAACCUUGGAUAAAGUUUUAUGGACGGAUUGGAAACCCAUGUGCCUAGCAGCUGUUACUGUAUUUUAUCAGCACUAUGUUUGAACACCGUGUAGCCUGUUCUGUGUUAUCAGUUUUAUAAAACACGGAGUUCUCAGAAACAGGAUGGUUCAUAAUUUAAAAAAAUACAGUUUUGAAGAGAGAAGAGCAGUGUUUUUAGGCAUCCUUUCAAAGCUGCCAAUCUUCAGGUAACCAUCUGAAAGCCUGUUCUUAACAAGACAGAGAAAUCUAAUGCCAGGAGGAAUAAGACAUUUUAUUUCACUCUACUGUACUUCAGCCCUAGAAGAGAAAACAUAUUUGGUGACCUUUUUGAAGUACUAAGUGUGUCUUCACACACUGUUCCACACAGGAGCUUCUGGAGUUGUAACAUCUUCCCAUCCAACAAAUUAAGAGGCCUCAUUGUGGUCCCAAGACUUAAGGAGAUGUAGGUGUACCAGGAAUAUGCCUGGUCACAUACCUAUUGUUUACUAUUAAUCCUCUAUUAUUUAAACAUGAAAAUUACAGCUGUAAUUAGCUUAUCUGAGGAGAAUAUCAUGCUUAACUAAGCAUAUUGAUUCUGUGUUCUCUGUGUGUAAAAGCUUCUCUCUCCCUAAAAGAGUGAAAUGGAAAUAGAAUUAAUGUGGGUUGCAGUUGCAGAUAGUUCUUCCUAAAACAGUAAGGAGAAGGAGAGAUGACCCAGCACUUCAUUUCUGAAGUGUAAGCUUACAACAUGCAGGCAUUUACAUUUGCUCAGGAUGAGAAGGUCAUGAUUAUCAGCUGUUACUUACAUUCCAAAAUAUUGCUCCUUUAGUGUUAUUAACUUCCAUUAACUUUUAGGGCUUAGACUGAGGCUCAGUGUUCUGUGUGUGUCUCCUGAACCAAAGUGUUUGACUGGCUCUGUGGUCUUGGCCUGAAGCAGAUAGGGUGAAAUAUAUUUGCCUAAAACUUGUUGACACAUUUGCAUGAGCAAAACAUUUUGGCUGGACACAGAUAAUUGCAUAAAGUUGUUUGCAAGAAGGAUUUCUGGAAUUGGUUUAGUCCAACCUCCCAAGCACCCAAGCAGAUGUGGACUGUUGCCAACCCUGGAUCAGGUUAGCUGUGGGUUUGGCUAUCCAAGCUGUAAAACCCCCUGAAGACAGAGUUACCACCACUAGUCUGGGCAACCCGUUCCUGUGCUUUCAUUCCCCUUCUGGAUAAAAAUUUCUCUCUGUGUCCAACCUCCUUUUCCCAAGUGGCUACACAUUUGUAGGCCUUUCCCAUUUUUAUAUCAUCUCCUGCUGCAAAGAAGAGUUUGGCUACGAUCUUGACAACAGUGUCUGUAGGCUGUUAGUUCCGCAUGGCCUUCUCCUCACCAGUGUAAUAACAUUGUGAGGUACCUCUUGCAAAUCCAGGUUCCAUAUCGGAGUUAGCAGAGUGCAUGCAUGUGCAGUAAUUGCUUUCAUAUGUAAAAUUCUUACCAUACGUAGAGUGUCAUGUGAAUGUCCAUGCCUGUAGAGAGCUUGGUUGAAGGAUGUGAGUCCAGGGACCUGCCUUCACACUUAUUUUUUUCUCUCUGCAGAAUUGGGCCAUUGAUAUUUUGGGUACUUUUUUUUUUUUUUUUUUUCCAUUUAUUUCAAUGACCAAGAUAUCUCUUGUGUUGUUUGUCCAAAAUAUACAGGGUGUUUCAAAAGGAUGGACCCAGUUUAAAAUCAAAGACUGAAUCCAACUGGGUCCAUCUUUUUGAAACAUCCUGUAUAAACUGAAUCACUUUUUUUUUAAGCUCUGUAAUUUUUAUCUGUCUUGUAAAGCAAUUUUAAUUUGAAACAGUGUUUUGUUUGUUUGUUUGUUUGUUUUUAAAUAAGAUUCAGGGUUGGAAACUGUUAACGAAGUUUUACCUUGAAGUAGUUUUAUGGUUAACGUAUAAAUUACUAAAAAAGCACUACCAAAUGGGGAUAUAGCUACAGCUCAGGUGCAACUAGUUUUAGGAGUCCUAUGAUGGUCAGCUCUGUCAAGUCUGAAUAUUCAUAUAAUACCAUGUAGAAUUCAUGUUAAACCAAAAGAACUUGGAAAAAAAAUAAAUUUAGAAAUUUAAGCAUGUAUUUAUACAUGGAAGUAAUGACAAUAUAAAGUUUCCUGUUGUUUUGGCAAACGAACAUGAGCUUUAUGCUCUGACAUGGUUGCACUACUGUACUUUGAAUGUUUUUAUGGUUUUGUUUAGUAUAUAAGAACUAUUCAUUUAAUCGCACAGAGUUAUUUUUUUAGUUAGUGGAUGUUUUCCCUUAAUAUACGUAUUUAUUUGAAAAGGAAAGGCCCUUCAUGUUUUUCCUCAUCAUCUGUAAAUAAAUUAUUUUUAUUCAGUUGACAGAGAAGUAUUAUUGUAUCUUGUAUUAGUUUUGACCCAUUUUAAUUGUGGUGUAAUACAUGUUUCUGAGGCAAUAAUUUCUGUGGACACUCUGGAAAAGUUUUGAUCACAUAUAUUCUUGUAACCACUUUGUGUUGCCUUGGCAUACAUUUGUAGCUUGAUAAGACAAGCUGCAGCUACUUUUAAUUGUUCUUAGAAGUACAGUUAUGGCCCUACAUUGUCUAAGUAUUUUUCUUUGUAACUAUUUUUUUAUUGACUACAAAAUCCUCCGUUCUUUUUGGAAAAACAAAUUGCAGUUUUACAGUUGUAUAGCCUGUUAAAUUUUGUUCCAAGGAAAAUACCUGAAGGCCACUCCUGCAAGGAGCAUUAUGUAGAUGUGCACCCAUGAAGAUCCUCAAUUAAGUUAAUAGGUUUUGUGCUAGUGCAGGCAAUCUGUUCAUACAGAGAUCCUUUAUUCUCCAAUCCGCUGCUGCACAACAAUGCUACGUAACUUUUUAGGGGAAGAUUUCAGUGGAAGAUCCCUAAUUCAUAAAGCAAAGGGACAUAUUUAUUCAUGUAGUCAAGGCAUUUUACUAUAUAAUGAAGAAACCUAGAUGUUUCUGACUGUAUUAGGUAAUCUAAAAAACAGUCUAAUAUCUCAUGUGCAGUUCAAAUACUCUUUACCGCUACCCCUGUCAGAUUUGAUACAGCACAUAAUGUUAUGCCUCUGACCCUGUUCAGACUACUUAUGGAUUGUAGAAGCUUUUUACAGUUAUUUUAAUACCGUAUUACUAUCCAGCCUAAUCCUUUCUUAUUGGUAUCCUUAGGACCUGUUCAUAUCAAUAUUACUUUUUUUUUCCACAUAUCUUGUUUUGUGACAAAACACUUAUGGUAAAAGAAAAUUUGACUCAGCUAUGUGGAAUGUAGGUUCAAAUGUGUUACUUAGUUUGUAAAAAGAAGUAAUUUUUCCACAAUUUCUGCUCUUCAAGUUAUGGCUAUACAUAGCUAGGUUUGUAGGAAAUUAGUCAUUAGGUGGAUGAGUAACAAAUAAACCCAAACUGUGAAGGUUUUCCACUAGAUAGAAAGUGAAGUAUGUUAAAUAGAGGUGUAUUUUUAUCUAGUAGGAGGAAGAAAUUCAGUGCCAAUUGCAUGUACCAACUUGCAAUAAAAGUCUGUGUAUUAUACAAAUAAGGCUCUAAAUUGUGAAAACUUUUGAAACUUUAAUUUAUACUGUUUACAAGUAAAACUGUGGUGUUCAUGCGGUUUGUUCCUCCUCAAAACUACAGAUCACUGCAUUCACUGUGAUUUUGUACAUAUAUAUGUUUAAAAAGAACUACACAUUCUCUGUAUUACAAAUUGUUGUAUAAUAAAAUAUGUUUCAAUAGCUA